AAAUAGCUUUUAAUUAGCAUAAACUUCCGGUCAAAAAGAAAGUAAAACUUGUGAACAGAAAAGAAGAAAAAGAAGAAAGAACACAAAAACUAAAAGACUUACUUGGACCUACAUUCCACAACUAUGGAUUUAUUUAGUUUGUUGAAGAAUAAUUUAUCACCAUCCAAAAAGAUGAUAAAUGCAAUAACUUCAAAAGAUGUUUCAUUAUUAGAAGAAAUUAUGAGGUCUGGAUUCAAUGUGAAUUCAAGAGUAUAUGAACAAGGAGGUGAAACUGCUCUUCAUAUAGCUGUGUCGAAGGAUAAUUAUAGCAAACCUGUUAUUGAAAAACUCAUAGAAUACAACGCAGAUCCAUCUGUUACAAAUGAUUUUGGUGUCACGGCUUUACACAGAGCUGCUAUGAAUGAUGACGCAGACAUUACAUUCUUAUUACAACAUGACAAAAGUUCCACGUCUAUAAAUGACUUCUGGGUCUCUUUCAUAAGGGAUUUUACUCACUGGCUUCAACAUCAUACUGUAUCACCAAAAACAUUAAUGAUUCUACUUAUAGCCACCCCAAACUUUGCUAAAUACCCAGAAAAUGUUAGAAAAACUAUGUUUACCACCGUUUUAAAUAAACAGACACCAUUUUAUAAUUGUUUAAAAGUUAUGGCUGUGAUAGAUAAAAGCUUAAGAAACCAGCACAUUGCACAAAUUCCUGAUGAUGAUGAAAGAAAAGAAUUUCUGGAAUGGUUAGAAAAUUUUAAACGUAAAGUUCCAACUCUUCAGCACUGCAGUCGGAUGGCUUUAAGACAAGCACUUGAUAACAAAUGGAAUGUGAUAUAUGGAGCUGAGAGGUUAUAUUUACCAAAAUCUCUAAAACAGUUUGUUAAAUUCAAUGAUAUAACCAGUGUUGGCUUAUCAACUUAGGGGAUUCCAAAAACUGCAAAAUAAUGUUAUUAAAUAUGUUAAAA
Messenger RNA from Mytilus californianus (California mussel), 950 nucleotides. RefSeq lists its product as uncharacterized. The record is from RefSeq and is a predicted model, not a curated record. Gene Ontology annotation, biological process: intracellular signal transduction; RNA processing. The transcript has 2 exons. The coding region runs from base 124 to 906 and encodes 260 amino acids. Lineage: Eukaryota; Metazoa; Mollusca; Bivalvia; Mytilida; Mytilidae. Gene Ontology annotation, molecular function: RNA nuclease activity; protein binding; RNA binding.